Xylaria bambusicola is the source of this 925-nucleotide messenger RNA. RefSeq names its product AP-1 complex subunit theta-1. NCBI's taxonomy places the organism in Eukaryota, Fungi, Ascomycota, Sordariomycetes, Xylariales, Xylariaceae. The record is from RefSeq and is a predicted model, not a curated record. The coding region runs from base 320 to 805 and encodes 161 amino acids. Gene Ontology annotation, molecular function: clathrin-cargo adaptor activity. Gene Ontology annotation, cellular component: AP-1 adaptor complex; intracellular membrane-bounded organelle. Gene Ontology annotation, biological process: vesicle-mediated transport; protein transport. The transcript has 5 exons.
AUCUAAAGCACUGCUAAAGGUUUUGCUGCAUAAAUUCUACCUACAGUACAUAUUUAGGUACUUAGGUACAUACGAAGUAUUAGGUAGACCGUUGAGGCUGACGGGCCGCCACAUCAUUGAGCAGCCGAUCCCCAGCUGGCAAUGCAGACGCUCGUGGCCAACCCCAAUGUCUGUCCAGAAAUUGUUCUGCAGCCUGACAAGCUUCGUCACAUCUCAUAGGUGCCCCAUACCAGCUCUGCUACUCUGUCAUCUCUAAAACUCAUCACCAUCAUCAACUGUCUCGAUAUCUCCUUGCUCCUGGUGAUGUAACCGCGUCAUCAUGGCUAUCAACUACUUAAUCCUGCUAUCCCGGCAGGGCAAAGUGCGCCUGGCGAAAUGGUUCACCACCCUGUCUCCCAGGGACAAGGCGAAGAUCGUCAAGGACGUUUCGCAGCUAGUCCUCGCUAGGCGAACUCGAAUGUGUAACUUUCUCGAAUACAAAGAUACCAAAAUUGUCUACCGUCGUUAUGCCUCGCUCUUCUUCAUAGCUGGCUGCUCGUCCGACGAUAAUGAAUUAAUCACCCUCGAGAUCAUCCAUCGAUACGUCGAACAAAUGGACAAAUAUUAUGGCAAUGUUUGCGAGCUCGAUAUCAUAUUUUCCUUCACCAAAGCUUAUUAUAUCCUUGACGAGAUAUUGCUCGCUGGCGAGCUCCAAGAAAGCAGCAAAAAGAACGUUCUGCGGUGUAUAGGGCAGCAGGACUCACUGGAAGAUAUGGAGAAUAUGGACGAAAUCGAAGCGAAUCUUAGAAAUGCUGGGUUUAUUUGAUCGCCCGAGACUUGCCGACCAGACGGGCCAGAGUGCCGCAUACCUACCGCUCUUAGCAUAUAUGAAGCAUCCAUUCGAACACACGACAGCUAUGACGCCCCGAGCUUAUAUAUGUGAACA